Messenger RNA from Pyricularia oryzae 70-15, 1650 nucleotides. RefSeq names its product FAD binding domain-containing protein. Gene Ontology annotation, molecular function: FAD binding. The record is from RefSeq and is a predicted model, not a curated record. The coding region runs from base 1 to 1521 and encodes 506 amino acids. Lineage: Eukaryota; Fungi; Ascomycota; Sordariomycetes; Magnaporthales; Pyriculariaceae. The transcript has 3 exons.
AUGUUCAAUGUCCCCAAGGCCGUCGCGGCCUCGCUACUGCUUCUCCACGGGGCUCGCGCAGACAUCUGCAGCACCCUUCCGAUCUCAGCCCCCGAUAUCGAGAUCGUCAAGCCUUUCACUGCGAAAUGGUCGGGGGAGCAGCUCGAAUACUGGAGCACCGGGUGCGGAAAACUCCACCCUUCUUGCAUUCUGUACCCCAAGAACGCGCAGGAGGUCGCCGCCAUCGUCGAGGCUCUCGGCGAGACCAAUGAGACGUUUGCCAUCAAGUCUGGCGGCCACAACCCGAACCUCUACUUUGCGAGCAUAGACGGUGGCCCGCUCAUCUCGACCGGCAGCCUGAACCAGGUCGAGCUUGAUACCGCCACCGAGACGGCCAAGCUGGGUCCGGGUAACCGCUGGGAUGAGGUGGCCAACAAACUUGAUGGCUCUGGCUACUCCAUUGUGGGUGGCCGUUUGGGCAACGUCGGAGUCGGAGGCUACAUGCUGGGAGGCGGCCUCAGCUUCAUGUCGACCGAAUACGGCUGGGCAGCAAACUCGGUCGAGUCCUUUGAGCUGGUGCUGGCCAACGCCACCAUCAUCAACGUGACGCGCGACAGCCACCCGUCCCUCUUCAAGUCCCUCAAGGGCGGCGGCAACGCGUACGGCAUCGUCACCAGCUUCACCGUCAAGGCCUACAAGCAGGGGACCGUGUGGGGCGGCAACUACUUCUUCAACGCGACGCCCGCCACCGACGCGGCGCUGCUCGAGGCCGUCGCCGACUUUGCCAUGCACUAUCCGGACCCCAAGGCCGGCAUCAUCCUGACGGCCGAGCGCACGGGGCUGGGCGCCGUCGACUUUUGGACCAUGUUUCUGUACUACAACGGCGAGCAGCCCCCCGCCGGCGUGUUCGACCGCUUCAAGGCCAUCAAGCCCUGGUCCGACACCACCAAGACGCGCACCUACGCGGAGCUGGUCGGCUUCAACAACUGGGCCGUGCUCAAGGGCAGCGUCUACACCAUCGGCACCGAGACCAUCCCCAUGCCGUCCCUGGGCGCGGCCAACUCGUCCACCGUCGCCGCCUCCACCCUGCAGGACGUGCACAGGAACUGGCGCGACGUCGGCACGCCCGCCCUGCUCAAGGUCGGCGGCCUCAUCGCCAGCACGGCGUACCAGCCCGUCCCGCGGUCCAUGGCGGCCGUGGCGAGGGCCAAGAGCGGCGACCUGCUGGACCUCGACGACGACGCCGACCUCAUCGUCAUGGAGUACAACUACAGCUGGCUGCUCGAGGGCGCCGAGCGCCGGGUCGUGGACCAGGCGCUGCAGGACACGUACAACGGCGUCAGGGAGCGCGUGGUCGCGGGCCAGGCCGCCGGGGAGCUGCCGGCCGAUGCGUACCUGCCCCUGUUUGCCAACGAUGCCUACUUUCGCCAGGACUACUUUGGCAGGCUCAGGCCGGAGAGCAGGGAGAUGGCGGCGGCGGCGAGGCAGGCUGUCGAUCCCGAGGGCUUCUUUGCGAGCAGGACGGGCGGUCUCAAGAUGUAAAUUCGGCUGACUGCAGUGUGAUUGGUUUUUGUAGGCGGAACUGGGAGAGCAGGCUGUGGUGGCAUUUCGGCUGCCUCUCUUUGGACUAUUGAGAUGUACUAUAAUAUAAUUUUUAAUGAUGUUGUCGAG